Messenger RNA from Culex quinquefasciatus (southern house mosquito), 978 nucleotides. RefSeq lists its product as uncharacterized. The coding region runs from base 21 to 881 and encodes 286 amino acids. NCBI's taxonomy places the organism in Eukaryota, Metazoa, Arthropoda, Insecta, Diptera, Culicidae. The transcript is spliced from 2 exons. The record is from RefSeq and is a predicted model, not a curated record.
UUUCAUACAAAGUCGAAACCAUGAAUCGUUGGUUAACUGUGGCCUUCCUGGUGGCCUCCGCCGGAGGAGCAUUCUCGCUGUACUCGGCCAUUUCGGUUGGUUCCGGAGGACUUGCCAAAAUGGCUACCAACCUGCAGUCACUGUCCGUCGUGAUGAACAACUACUACAACGCCCUCAACACUGACCGGACCGUGGUGAAUGCUACUUUGAAAGAUUUGGCAUAUUUUGUUAACGUGACCUAUGCUAAAUUAAACAAAACAUACGGAAUUACGCAACAACGAAACAUGGAGUCACUGAUGAUGAUGGUUUCAUACUUUAACCAAACCCUCGGAUACGGAGAGUUAUCCGUUAAUUCCCAGAUUGCGUCAGAUCUGAAUCAACUGUCCUACACCCUCCAGCAGGCUAUUGACAGCAUUUUCAAUAGUUUUACCUAUACGACGACCACCAUGAGUUCAUACGAUCAAACGUAUGUUCAGGACAAAUGCCUUGCCAAAAACGUCACCCAAAUGGUGAACAUUCCCAAUUCUCUGGGUAAGCUGGGACCGUGUCUUCAACAGGAGGUCAACACUGCCAACGCCAUCACCCCAAUAAUUGUUGCAACUAUUAAACUGCUCAAGAACGAUAUUAUUGCCUUCAACAAUCUUCUGAACAUUUGCCAGCCCACAUCUACUUCUUGUAUUGAAGCGUACUUUUCGGGAGCUCUCAAUGAUCUGGGUAUCAUUCAAAGUUCGUUAAGUAUCGUUCAACAAUAUGUCAGUUUCAUCCAGUACGAUGCAUCCAGACGCAAUACAGUUUGUGGAGAACUGGUCAAGGCCGAUAUUCAGGAUGCUCAACAGAACUUGAUGUCGGCAGUAUCUAGCUGUUCAUAUCCUCAAAUGUAGCGAUUUAAUUCGUAAUAGGGGUACAAUGUAGAGCAAAACAUCAGUUUCUGAGGUAGUUUGAAAUAAAGCAUUUAAGAUUCUUCCUACACAACAGUAA